Messenger RNA from Brassica napus (rape), 707 nucleotides. RefSeq names its product dolichol-phosphate mannose synthase subunit 2. Bases 243 to 485 code for a protein of 80 amino acids. The record is from RefSeq and is a predicted model, not a curated record. Gene Ontology annotation, biological process: GPI anchor biosynthetic process. Gene Ontology annotation, molecular function: enzyme regulator activity. NCBI's taxonomy places the organism in Eukaryota, Viridiplantae, Streptophyta, Magnoliopsida, Brassicales, Brassicaceae. The transcript has 4 exons. Gene Ontology annotation, cellular component: dolichol-phosphate-mannose synthase complex; endoplasmic reticulum membrane.
CGAAAGGCGUUUCCAUGUCUUGCGAUGUUUUACAGAAACGGUGUCGUUUUGGAUAUCUCUUCGCAAUUAUCUUCGUCUCAUUUGACCGGAAAAACUCUGAUCAAUCGAGCAAUCGUGGUUUCGCAUCUCUGAAACGUCAAAUAUCACUUCACGCCAUUAAUUUUGGAGCCUGGAGAUGAUUCAUUGCCUCCUAUCCAGUACAAGACUCCUGCAAGAUUCUUCCUAGGUACUGAACGUGACAAAUGGAGUUAGCGGAUCGAGCAGUGGGGCUUCUGCUUUCAUCAAUCAGCUUAUCCAUAUUCACCUACUAUACUUUCUGGGUCAUCAUCCUCCCAUUUGUAGAUAGUGAUCACUUCAUCCACAAGUACUUCUUGCCCCAAGACUAUGCCAUUCUCGUACCUGUCUUUGCUGGCGUUACUCUCCUCUCUCUUCUUUCCGUGUUCAUCGGCAUGGUCAUCCUCAAAUCCAAAAAGAAGAAGGCUUGAUUUUUUUCGACAUUACCUCAAAUAAUAGUUCAGUUCGUGGUUCCUUAACGUUGUUGUUACUUUGUGUUGGACCUAGUUUGUCUGUUAGAGAGGUUUACGCAUAUACCUUAAAUGGUGUCAUGUGAUUGAAUGGUAAAAUAUAAUACUUACUACUCAUCCUAAUUCUUUUUUUACUUUCCAAAGCUGGUAAAUAUCGUUGUAUUAAUUUAUGAUGUAUACCUC